Chenopodium quinoa (quinoa) is the source of this 1044-nucleotide messenger RNA. RefSeq names its product deSI-like protein At4g17486. The coding region runs from base 322 to 864 and encodes 180 amino acids. The record is from RefSeq and is a predicted model, not a curated record. NCBI's taxonomy places the organism in Eukaryota, Viridiplantae, Streptophyta, Magnoliopsida, Caryophyllales, Amaranthaceae. Gene Ontology annotation, molecular function: deubiquitinase activity. Gene Ontology annotation, biological process: protein deubiquitination. The transcript has 3 exons.
GGGGUAUAAAUAAUUAUUAUAGUGGACUUAAUGGGUGAAUCAUCUUAUUUUUUAAGACGACUAUACAUGUAAUGCUGGAGUUAGUAAACAAAAGUCAUUUUAUAUAUAAAAUAAUCUUGAAUAUUAGUAUCCCCACUAGGUAAUAGGGACCAUUAUGAGUGUAUUAGAAGUUGGAGUUCAGUAAGCAACCUUUUUUUUUUUUUUUUUUUUUUUUUUUUUUUUUUUUUUUUUUUUGAAAGCAGGCAGCAAAUUUCAUUAAAAUAGAUCGUGAAGUUUUAGUAAGCAACUAAUAAUACUAGUAUCGAGAUUAAUUUAGAAAAAAUGAACUUGUGUAGGAAGAAAACUUGUGUUGAUGUUGUUGGUUCGAUUCCGGUUUACCUCAAUGUUUACGAUAUUACUCCUAUUAUUAAUAGUUAUACGUAUUGGCUCGGCCUUGGUGUCUACCACUCGGAUGUACAAGUUCAUGGAUUCGAGUACUUAUUUGGAGCACACAUUUACCCGUCAACAGGGAUAUUCGAGGAGGAUCCAAAGAGAUGCAAAAGAUUCAAAUUAAGAAAGACAAUAUUGAUAGGAUGGACAGAGUUAGAGGCAGAGGAAGUGAAGAAAGUGAUGAAGGAAUUCUCAAAGGAGUAUAAAGGGAAUGCUUAUAAUCUUAUUACAAAGAAUUGUAACCAUUUUAGCAAUGAUGUUUGCAAGAAGCUCACUGGGAAUCAUAUUCCAACUUGGGUUAAUCGCCUCGCUCGAAUAGGAAUGGUAUUUAACUGUGUGAUUCCGGCGAGUAUAACGACAACGAGGAUCCAGCAACAGCAGACUCGUAGAAAAGAGAAAAGAGCCAAGGGAAGGAUCAAGCAAACAAGAAAAUAGAGAAUUGCAAAACAAAAUCAGUGACAACUUCUUCACCUUUGAUAUAGCAACAAACUAGUACAUAGUUAGAGCUUGUUUUACAAGGUCAAGUAACUAGAUGCGAUGUUGUAUAAGUUUAACUUGUUUAUCUUGGCUACUUUCACAAUUAAUCAAGUUUUAUUCAUAUACUGUUUUUACAUC